Saccostrea cuccullata (small rock oyster) is the source of this 853-nucleotide messenger RNA. Its product is annotated as protein FAM204A-like. The record is from RefSeq and is a predicted model, not a curated record. The transcript has 7 exons. Bases 64 to 789 code for a protein of 241 amino acids. Lineage: Eukaryota; Metazoa; Mollusca; Bivalvia; Ostreida; Ostreidae.
GUAAAACUGAAAGUAGAAUUUGUAAACAAACAUAAUUUACAUCGGAAUUCAGCACUCAGCGGAAUGUUUAGCCGAGUCCCACCUUUAAGUCCUGAUUUAAACAAGGAAACAAAAAGCUUAAGCGAGAGAAAGAUCGAAGAGAGCAAGGGAUCAAAAAAUGAAGAAACUGAGCCUGCAGCAAGUGCAACAAAUAAGCCAAAGAAUGUCAGAUCGGAUCUCUGGAGUAAAUUUAAGGCAUUGGAGAAAAAGACAGAUGAAGUUACCAAGAGAUCAGCAGAGAAAAGAAUUAAACAUCUACAGAAAAAUUUAAUGCAGAAAAUUCAAAAGGAGAUUACAGAUGAGGAAGACAAAGAUAUUCUACGUCAACAUGAUGUGAAGUUUGGACCAGCUGUAAAGGAUGAUCCAUGUACCUCAAGGAAGAGAAAGCACCCUGAAUGUGAAAAUGAGCCAAAAGAUGAACUAAAGAACAGUGAAUGGAAGAGCAUUAAAGGAUUUCUGAAUGUUAAUGAUCAUCUUAAAGGCACAGAUCCUGGAAAAUAUGGACCAAAGUCAUCAUUAGAACAAAAAAUUGAUGAAUCCAUUAAAGAAGCAGACUUUAAAACAGCUGAGGAACUUAGUGAUUAUAUGUCUACCAGAGAGUUUGGAAAAAAGAUUGCAGAUGCUAUUGAUGCCAAAAAGUUUAGUCAGCAAUUAGAGGAGAAGAAAGAGUCAAGCAAAGAAAAAAAUAAAAAGAAAUUACCUUGGGGAUUUGAGCAUAAACAAAGAUGGGAAACAAAAUCUGCAAUGUAGCUCGACUUCAAUUACCUCAAAUUCGAUGUUCAUAUUUAAUUCAAUAAAACAUGUUGAUGUUUUU